CAUCGGCAACUCCACGCCGUGGCUGAUCCUGGCCGGCUCGGGGGGGGUGGCCGACAUGCUGGUCACGCUGAUGAACAGGGGCUGCUGGGACGAGGAUGCCGUCCACGAGCUGCUGCUGGACACCUUUCCCAGUGCCCACCACGGCACGGACAUCAGGAACUGGGCCAAGCUGAUCCAGAGGAUCCUUGACCACGGGCAUCUGCUGACCGUCCACGACCCCGAACAGGAGAGCUCCGAGCUGGACACGGUCAUCCUCAAAGCUCUGGUCAAGGCUUGUAAGAGCCAAAGCCAGGAGGCACAAGACUUCCUGGACGAGCUGAAGCUGGCCGUGGCCUGGAACCGGGUGGACAUCGCCAAGAGUGACAUCUUCAACGGGGAUGUGGAGUGGAAGGCGUGCGACCUGGAGGAGGUGAUGAUGGACGCGCUGAUCAAUGACAAACCCGACUUUGUGCGCCUCUUCGUGGACAACGGCGUGAACCUGGGCGAGUUUCUCACCUACGGCCGCCUGCAGGAGCUCUACUGGUCCGUGUCGGAGAAGAGCCUCUUUCACAACCUGCCUCAAAAGUACGAGGAGAAGCAGCUCCUGCUGGGAGCCGGGAGGACGCCGGGGCCGCCGGGCCACCAUCCGCCCGAACAGGGCGACAGGAAACCCCGCUUCACCCUCUUCGAGGUCGCCAAGGUGCUGAAAGACUUCCUCCACGACUCCUGCAAAGGCUUUUACCAGAGGAUUCCCACGGAGAAGCCAGCGAAGGGGCGACUGUUCCACACCCAGAAGAACAUGGCGGAGUCCGAGGAGCGCUGCGAGCACCCUUGGAGGGACCUCUUCCUCUGGGCCGUCCUCCAGAGUCAGCAGAUGGCCAACUACUUCUGGGCUAUGGGCCCCGAGGCGGUCGCGGCGGCGCUGGCGGGUUGUAAGAUUCUGAAGGAGAUGGCGCGACUGGAGUCCGAGGCCGAGUCUGCGCGCAGCAUGAAGGAGGCGAAGUACGAGCAGUUCGCCCUCGACGUCUUUGGAGAGUGCUACUCCAACAGCGAGGACAGGGCCUACGCCCUGCUGGUGAGACGAACCCACUGCUGGAGCAAAUCCACCGUCCUCAACUUGGCCACGGAGGCGGACGCCAAAGCCUUCUUUGCCCACGAUGGAGUUCAGGCCCUCCUCACGAAGAUCUGGUGGGGGUCCAUGACCACGGACACGGGCAUCUCCAAGCUGGUGGCGUCUUUCUUCUUUCCACCUCUCAUCUGGACCAACCUCAUAAAGUUCAGCGAUGAGGAACUCGACAGCAAGAUCAGCCAGGGGCAGUUUGCGGAACUGGACAGCCUGGACACGGAGAAGGCUUUGCUGCUGAGCGACGCCGACGACCCUUUGGAGCCGUCGGCUGGGGGCCAGGGGGCCCAGAGCUGCGCCUCCGUCUGGUGGCGCUUCCUGCACCGCCGCUGGCGCCGCUUCUGGAGCGCCGCCGUCACCGUGUUCCUGGGCAACGUCAUCAUGUACUUUGCCUUCCUCUUCCUCUUCACCUACGUGCUCCUGCUGGACUUCCGGCCGCCGCCGCCCCUCGGCCCCGGGCCCACGGAGAUAAUGCUCUACUUCUGGGUCUUCACCUUGGUGCUGGAGGAACUCCGACAGAGCUUCUUCACAGACGAAGAGAUGAGCAUCUUGAAGAAGUUCAAACUCUACGUGGAGGACAACUGGAACAAGUGCGACAUGGUGGCCAUCUUGCUCUUUGUUGUCGGGGUUUCGUGCAGGAUGUCGGAGGACACGUACGAGGCGGGGCGCACGGUCCUGGCGAUAGACUUCAUGGUGUUCACUCUGCGUCUCAUCCACAUCUUUGCCAUUCAUAAGCAGCUGGGCCCCAAGAUCAUCAUUGUGGAACGAAUGAUGAAGGACGUUUUUUUCUUCCUUUUCUUCCUGAGCGUCUGGAUGAUCGCGUACGGCGUCGCCACCCAGGCCCUUCUCCACCCCAACGACCCCCGGAUCGACUGGGUCUUCCGCAGGGCCUUGUACCGCCCUUACCUGCACAUCUUUGGCCAGAUACCCCUGGAGGAAAUAGAUGCCGCCCGCAUGCCCGAAAUCAACUGCACCGACGACUCGGAGGAGAUCAUCCUGGGCCUGCGCCCCCCGUGUCCCAACGUCUACGCCAACUGGCUGGUCAUCCUGCUGCUGGUCAUCUUCCUCCUGGUCACCAACGUCCUGCUGCUCAACCUGCUCAUUGCCAUGUUCAGCUACACCUUCCAGGUGGUGCAGGGCAACGCGGACAUCUUCUGGAAGUUCCAGAGGUACAACCUGAUCGUCGAGUACCACAGCCGCCCGGCACUGGCCCCGCCCUUCAUCAUCAUCAGCCACCUCUCUCAGCUCCUCCUCAGCCUGAUCAAAAAGCCCGCCUCCAAGCACGAGCAUCUUGAGAGGGAGCUGCCUGAGGGUCUAGACCAGCGUCUGAUAACGUGGGAGACGGUGCAGAAGGAGAACUACCUGGCCAAGCUGGAGCACCAGCAUUGGGAAAGCAGCGAGGAGAGACUCAAGAGCACUUCCUCAAAGGUUCAGAGCUUGCUGAAGAUUGUCGGUGGGUUCAAGGACCAAGAGAAGCGACUGGUAUCCAUGGAUGCUCAGGUCAGAUAUUGUGGAGAGGUGUUGUCCUGGAUGGCAGAGUGCUUCGCUCAAAGCACACUCAAGUGCGGGAAAGACGCCCCCAGAGCUCCAAUGUCCCUGAGCGGCACCAAGGAGCCUCCUGAGAGUCAACCAGAGAGAAAAGUCCAACCGGAAGAGGAGGAGGCCAGACCGGGCCACUCGGGAUAUGGAGCUAACAAAAAGUUCCCGUACAUUGAUGAGUAAAAGAGAUAAUGGCAACUAUAGCACAUAGUCAGCUAUUUAGGAAAUACUAUGAACCCUUUUUUUAUACUUUGAGGUGGGAAAGAGGGCUUAUAAUUAUAAAAUAAUGAAUAAUAAAAUAAUUCAAAAUGUAUUGUCUGUAUUACAUUUAACAAAUUAAAUAAGUUACCG
Messenger RNA from Pungitius pungitius (ninespine stickleback), 2992 nucleotides. It is a transcript of the gene trpm5, whose product is annotated as transient receptor potential cation channel, subfamily M, member 5. Gene Ontology annotation, biological process: calcium ion transmembrane transport. Gene Ontology annotation, molecular function: calcium-activated cation channel activity; ligand-gated calcium channel activity. Gene Ontology annotation, cellular component: plasma membrane. The record is from RefSeq and is a predicted model, not a curated record. NCBI's taxonomy places the organism in Eukaryota, Metazoa, Chordata, Actinopteri, Perciformes, Gasterosteidae.